This is a messenger RNA of Aspergillus saccharolyticus JOP 1030-1, 843 nucleotides long. Its product is annotated as SDR family oxidoreductase. The record is from RefSeq and is a predicted model, not a curated record. Bases 1 to 762 code for a protein of 253 amino acids. The transcript has 4 exons. Gene Ontology annotation, cellular component: intracellular anatomical structure. Gene Ontology annotation, molecular function: oxidoreductase activity, acting on NAD(P)H, oxygen as acceptor. Lineage: Eukaryota; Fungi; Ascomycota; Eurotiomycetes; Eurotiales; Aspergillaceae.
AUGUCUUCUCCCAAGACCUUCAUCGUCACCGGUGCCUCGCGCGGAAUCGGCCUCGCCACGGCCAAGUACCUCCUCGCGGCGCCGCACUCCCACAACGUAGUCGUGCUCGCCCGCAGUGCAGAGCCGCUCCAGCAACUAAAAGACCAGUACCCGCAGCAAGUGGCCGUGCUGAGCGGCGACCUGGCGGACCUCUCGCUCGGCCAGCAGGCGGUCGACCUGGCCCUGUCCUCGUUUGGGGGGUUGGAUGGCCUGGUGCUAAACCACGGCUGGCUCGGACAGGUGGCUCCCAUCGCCGAGGCGGAUCCUGCGCAGUGGCAGCAGGGAUUUGCUGUGAAUUUCUUCAGUGGGGUUGCUUUUGUGAAAGCCGCCCUCCCGACGCUCCGGCAAUCCCACGGCCGGAUUAUUUUUACCUCCUCCGCGGCUGGUGUCAAGCCGAUCCCCGCGUGGGGGCUGUACGGCGCCAGCAAGGCGGCGAUGAACCAUCUGGCGCGGACGCUGGGAGAGGAGGAGCCGGCUGUGACAACGGUCUCAAUUGAUCCGGGGUUGGUCGACACGGAGAUGCAGCGAGAAAUCCGGGAGGAUUUGGCGACGGCGAUGGAGUCGCAGUUGCAUUCCUUCUUUACCUCUGCUCAUAAGGCUGGAGGGCUGUCGAAGCCGGAACAGCCGGGGCAUGUUAUUGCUAAGUUGGUGGUGGGAGCGCCGAAGGAGUUGUCCGGGAGGUUUAUCGAAUGGAAUGACCAGGUCUUGCGCGCUUUUCAGUGAUUGUUCGGUGCUUGGAAUGUAUUUUGAGGGUGGAUAUAGAUCGAUUGUAGAGUGCACUGAUAUGGGAAAUCCUCAGAGGAC